This is a messenger RNA of Aspergillus chevalieri, 720 nucleotides long. RefSeq lists its product as uncharacterized. NCBI's taxonomy places the organism in Eukaryota, Fungi, Ascomycota, Eurotiomycetes, Eurotiales, Aspergillaceae. The transcript is spliced from 2 exons. The record is from RefSeq and is a predicted model, not a curated record. Bases 1 to 720 code for a protein of 239 amino acids.
AUGUCCGUUCGUCGGAGUAAAGCCAUGCCAACCGACGGCCCAACGGCCAAAUUCUUAUACACCAUCAUCAAGCAGCUGGAUCUCAAAUCGAUUGACUGGAACUUAGUAGCCUCACAGCUCGAAAUCUCCAACGGCCACGCCGCCCGAAUGCGCUUCUCCCGCUUCAAGCAGCAAAUGGAAGGCAUCACGUCGACACCGCGCGCCUCGAAACCGAAGAAGACCACCAAAACCAGUAGCAAUAAGGGAGUCAGCAAGCCUGGCUUGGAGAUAGGAGUGGUUUCGCCCCCACCUGCGCCGCCAGUCAAGCAAGAGAUGGAAACCGGGACGGAGACGGCGUACGAUCCGGGUCAGAGUCCGUAUAUCAAGACAGAGGCGGAACCGUAUCUACAGAGGAUCCCAACGUUGGAGGAUGCUUCUGUGCCGUCUAUGCUGUAUACGAGGCCGUUGCAGGCGUUUCGUCCGCAGCAGCAGUUUUAUUCAUCGGCAUCGCAGUACCCAUCCUACGCAUAUUCUCCAUACAGCACAUACACCCCAUAUUCGCCAAUGACUGUUGCUCCAACGGAUCUGUCUAUGUCUACGAAAAUAUCACCAUUUUCUUCGCCAAUUUCGAUAGGAUUUGAAAUGCCAUCGAGCGCGUCUUCUGUGUGGACAGUGAAGGAUGAAGGGGAGGAUGGAGAGUCGAAUGAGCCGGUCAAGUUGGAGGGAGGGCAGGAGAAGUAG